CCUGGGCAGUCAGAAGCAGCAGUCACGCAUUAACGGAAGACAGGUCGUGCCGUAUAGCCAAAUAUCCUCAAUGUACCUCUAUCCAGUUUUAACGAAAUUCUUCAAGAGACGCGAGUUGAUGCUAAAUAUGGAUCAAGGACUGUUAACCCUGCUCAUUUCCCUCAUCAAGUGUGUAGAUUACCAGACGACUAGCAAUUGCCGUUCGCAAUGUUGUCUGUACUCGUGCCAUUUGUGUCAUCAAAUGUUCGACAGGGUUGCAGAAGGGCUGCCAUUUUGCACUGCCUGAUGUCAAGGUGGACAGGACAGGAGACCCUCGAGCAGGAUGAUCCAGAAAUGUGGGCUCUUAUCCACGAGGAAAAGAUGAGACAGAAGUCAGGAUUGGAGCUCAUUGCAUCGGAGAAUUUUGCAAGUCGAGCCGUGCUGGAUGCUCUGGGUUCAUGUCUCAACAACAAAUAUUCUGAAGGCUAUCCUGGACAGAGAUAUUAUGGUGGCACGGAGGUGAUCGAUAAGAUUGAGUUGCUGUGUCAGAAGAGGGCGCUUGAGGCAUUCAAUCUCACCUCAUCUGAGUGGGGUGUCAAUGUUCAACCAUAUUCUGGUUCUCCAGCCAACUUUGCAGCGUAUUCUGCCAUUUUGAAACCGCACGAUCGCAUUAUGGGGCUCGACUUGCCGCACGGAGGACACCUUACCCAUGGCUUCAUGACCGAUACAAAGCGGGUGUCUGCCACAUCAAUCUUCUUUGAAUCAAUGCCGUAUCGUCUUGAUGUCAACACUGGACUCAUUGACUAUGACAUGCUUUACAAGACCGCAGUGCUGUUUCGCCCACAGCUUAUAAUUGCUGGGACGUCAGCAUACUCCAGACUCUUGGACUACAAGCGCUUCAGAGAGAUCUGUGAUGAAGUGAAGGCUGUGUUGUUGGCAGACAUGGCACACAUCUCAGGUCUCGUGGCUGCGCAGGUCAUCCCAUCUCCAUUCGAGUAUGCAGACAUUGUCACCACUACGACACACAAGACCCUGCGUGGAGGGAGGUCCGGUGUGAUUUUCUUCCGACGAGGCACAAAGUCGGUAGACAAGAAAACAGGAAAGCCCAUUGAAUAUGACUAUGAGAGUCGUAUCAACAACUCUGUGUUCCCAUCUCUGCAGGGAGGUCCUCACAACCACGCCAUAGCGUCUGUUGCAGUGGCCCUGAAACAGGCUCGCACGCCCGAGUUCCGUGAAUACCAGAGCCAGGUCCUACGCAAUGCAAAGGCAAUGGCUGCGGCUCUGGUUGAGCGAGGCUACGCUCUGGUGUCUGGUGGGACAGACACACAUCUCGUGUUAGUGGAUCUGCGCUCCAAGGGUCUGGAUGGCGCACGCGUAGAAUCUGUGUUCAAUGCGUGCCAUAUCACAGCUAACAAAAAUGCCUGUCCUGGUGACCGCAGCGCUCUGAAUCCCAGUGGUCUUAGACUUGGUGCACCUGCGCUGACAUCGCGGCAGUUCAAAGAGGCAGACUUCAUUAAAGUGGUAGAAAUGCUGGACCGCGGUGUCGCUAUUGCAGCAGAGGCAAAGAUCAAAUCGGGCAGCAAAAUUAAAGACUUCAGAGAUUUACUAAGCUCUGAUCCAGACAUCAGACGCCAGCUUCAGGACCUGCGAAAUGAUGUGCACAACUUUGCUCAAAAGUUUCCCAUGCCUGGCUUUGAUGAUCAUUAGUACCCUGAGCUGAUAAUUUGUCGAUGAUGCGCCAUUUUGACUGACUUGCAUUUAUGCAGAUAAUUUGAAUGCUUGCGGACUAGCCAACAGCGCUGAUGUAUGACGUUGACCAUCUGAGGUUAAUAUUUGCGACCCUUGGCGGUUGUAAAGGGAUCAUAAGGCAUAUUUUGUCUGUGGUACACUUUUGUAGGACAGAUACGUAAUGGACAUGAUACUGCAUUGGAUAUACUCACACUCUAAGUUUUUGGAGAGUAAUUUUGUCCUAAUAAUAUUUAAAAGACUAAGAAAGAUCAUGGAAAUUUCUAAGCAGAGUAGUCGGCCACUAAGUCUGAUAUUCAUGAGAAGUGUUUUAGAUAUAGAAGGUUUUUUGUUUGUUUUUAAAUGACAGUAUUUAUUUUACUUCGUUGUUGUGCAAGCAAAAUACCGUAUUUUGCCUUAUGAUUGACCUUACAUCCGUGUUAAGCCACAGACAAGACAGCGGCAUUAAGAGUGUCAUUUGAAGAUCAAGUUAAUGAAUACAGAAAAAAGUUAAACCCAUCAUCCAAUUUUUCAGAUAAAUAUUUAUCUUUUUCAAGAGGUCAAGUUGACAGUGACAUGACAUUUUCAUGGUUUUUGUCAUGUCAUUUAGGAAAAAAGAAUUGUGUUGAAUAUGAAUAUCAAAAGAAAAUGGGUGACCAAACCAUUGAUAUCAGAGCAUAUGUUUGCAGGUUAUAUAUAGCAUUUAUCUGCGUAGUUGCAAUUUUUUUUUCCUUUGGUUGUGUUUGCAGACUUCUGUAAUGUGAUGUGCUGUCCAUACUUUUGUGGCAUUCUUUAGAGCUGAUGUAUAAUAUUAUGUUUUUUUGUAUAUGGUGUACUUAUUUUUGUAUAAUUAUUACUUGACAUUGCAAUAAUUGGCUGAUUCUGUA
Messenger RNA from Zootermopsis nevadensis, 2591 nucleotides. Its product is annotated as serine hydroxymethyltransferase, mitochondrial. Gene Ontology annotation, biological process: tetrahydrofolate interconversion. The record is from RefSeq and is a predicted model, not a curated record. Gene Ontology annotation, cellular component: cytoplasm; mitochondrion. Gene Ontology annotation, molecular function: glycine hydroxymethyltransferase activity; pyridoxal phosphate binding. Lineage: Eukaryota; Metazoa; Arthropoda; Insecta; Blattodea; Termopsidae.